UAAGAAGGAACCUUUCUCGCGCUGUUAGGACAUGUACGGAACUCUUGAAGGGUACACACAUUAAUGACGUUAAUGCUAGCAGGAGGUACAGCUAAGUUAGCCUCGCCGGCUGACAAUAGUUCACAUUGUUUAUCGCAUCAGUUUACUGUCAAUGCCAUAUACUUAACGGCUGAAGAGCUGCAUGACAGUGACGGUGCUUUCUGCGUGCCACUGUUUGGUGAAACAUUCAUGCGGCUGAUGUGCUAAAGAAAUGAGAGGAGGAGUGUGUGUCAUCUGACUGCUCUCGGUUUCGCCAUGGAGAAGCCCUGGAGGCUGUGGGGGGCAAUCGAGCGUUGCACCCUGACUCUGGCCUCCUGGUCCUGGGGUGCUUGUCGAGUCUCCCUUUUGGCCCUCAUCCUCACCUUCCACCUGUAUGGGGGAUUCUUCCUUCUAGCUCUUAUCCUGGCCUCUGUGGCAGGCAUUCUCUACAAGUUUCAGGACGUGCUCCUCUAUUUCCCAGACCAGCCCCCCUCCUCUCGCCUUUAUGUUCCCAUGCCAACAGGAAUCCCCCAUGAGAAUGUGUACAUUCGCACCAAGGACGGUGUGAAGCUUAACCUCAUCCUGCUUCGCUACACAGGAGGUGACCAGCCUUCUGGAGUCAACCCUGGCAAUCAAAGCAGCCCCACUUCCUCUGCUCCUCCUACCAUCCUUUAUUUUCAUGGUAAUGCAGGUAAUAUUGGCCACAGGGUGCCAAACGCCCUGCUGAUGCUGGUCAACCUGAAAGCCAAUGUCGUGCUGGUGGACUACCGUGGCUACGGAAAGAGUGAAGGCGAGCCCAGUGAGGACGGGCUGUUCCUGGAUGCCGAGGCCACACUGGACUACGUGAUGACCCGUCCUGACCUGGACAAGACAAAGGUUGUGCUAUUUGGCCGCUCACUGGGCGGUGCUGUAGCCGUGCGCUUGGCGUCGGUCAACCCUCACCGCGUCGCCGCCAUCAUUGUUGAAAACACCUUCCUCAGCAUCCCCCACAUGGCCGCUACGCUCUUCUCCUUCCUGCCCAUGCGCCUGCUGCCCUUGUGGUGCUAUAGGAAUCAGUUCCUGUCCUAUCGACAGGUCGCGCUGUGCCGCAUGCCCUCGCUGUUUGUGUCUGGUCUGUCGGACCAGCUGAUCCCACCCGUCAUGAUGAAACAGCUUUAUGAGCUGUCUCCCACGCGGACUAAACGUCUUGCUAUCUUUCCAGAGGGCACACACAACGACACUUGGCAGUGUCAGGGCUACUUUGCUGCCUUGGAGCAGUUCACAAAAGACCUGCUGAAGAGCCAUGCACAUGAGGAGAGUGCUCAGCCCUCAUCUAGUGUCACCAUUAUCUGAAAAAAAUCAUUUGAUUGUUGACUUCAAGCGAUGAGGUGGAGUAAGUGAUGGCUGUCAAAGGCUCUUUUAUUUGGAAAGAAUGUACUUUUUCUUUUUCAUUUCGCUCUUUCUACCUUUCACUUCCUGUAAAUAUAUUUUUAACAUAAUUUGACUAUCAUGGCGCUGGAGGGCAACAAUCCCCUCAUGGCUUAUUUUGUGUUGUUGCUAUGAAGGUGUGUUUUUGCCCUUAAACGAAUGAAGCCAGAGUACACAUGCCCAAACUGUGAGACAUGCCACAACCGCAGAACACUCUCUGUAAUCAGGCUCUUUAUUAAAUGGGUAAAAAUCCAUGAAACAUUUGCUCAUAGUCUAAUGAUCAUAUGAGCUACUACAAUAUUUCAGUGAAUAGUGAUUUGACUGGAAUUAAAAAAAUACUACUUCUGGUAACCAAAAUAAGACACUGACAAUAUGUAGUUCUCAACUGUAUAUAUCUUUUUGUUCUGUUUUACCUGAGUAGGCUCACAUCUCCUGUGCAGUAACUGAGGAGUAUUGGGAUGUUUGUUUUUUCUGAAAUGGUUGAGGAUCAUCAUUGCAUCUUCCUGGCAUGACAAGACAUAGUACUGAUCAAUUUUCAUAUAUAUAUAGUAUAUAUGGAUAAACUUCAAGAUAUUCUUCUCCUGUGGUUUGUUAAGGAACAUUAUGCUCUUGUGUUUGGUUUUGUUAAUAAAUGAUGGGUGCAGAUUUACACAUGAUCAUAUAUACACUGAAAUAUGAUUGGUUGCUGCAAUCCUCACUGAUCUUGAAGAAAUGUUUGUCAAUUCUAAAUCAUCUUUUUAAUGCAAAAAGAAAAUUCCAAAAUUGAGCAGAGGAUAAUAUGAGGCUUAAACCCUCUCAGUAAGAGGAAUCAAGUGAGUACUUUUUUCUAUUAUGUUAUUGUUUGAACCAAGAAUAGAUUUGAUGUCCAGUACAGAGCAUAAACCGCAAUAGCGUUGCAAAAAUGAUGUGAACCUCUGAAGUAGAAACUUCCCAUGAGCAUGAAUUUUGGGGAAUCAUGUGGAAUGAAAUGGAAAAUUAGUUUGCUGAUAUUUUACUUACUGUUUCAUAUACAGCUAGAAGUGCACCCUUAUCAUAGCAAAGGCAGACACGAUUCUUCCAUCUUACACUAUAGUAUUCUGGUAAACAUUACAUGUAAUGUUCUGCAGUGCAUUUCUUCAAUUGAAUUGGCCUACUUGACACGGCAUUAGACCUAUUGGUACUAUAAAUGUAUCGCCCCGUUGCAACACUUAAAAGGAGGAACAAUAACUGCGACCAAUUUGUGUCUCAACGUACAUGCAAGUACAGUUUUGAUUUGAGUAUUUCCCUUACUCCUGAAACAAAUUUCAACAUAUUCUUUAAGAACUGAGAAAAAACAGUAAUUUUGAACAAUUUUUUUGGGGGUGUUAAAGCCUUUUAAAUGAAUCUCUUCAGCCAUAACUGAUUGUUCAAUUAUGUUUUCUUACUUGCCAGAAACAAACAUCAAGUUGACAAGGUGUUUGUCUCUGUGACCUUAAAACAGCCUCAAGGCUGCUCCGAACAGUUUGUGAAGGUACGAGUGUGCGUUUCAAGAAGUAAUGCAGAGAUGGUCUUCUCUUGUGACUCUUUGCCUCCAGCGGGAAACCUUGGUUUGCAUUUGAUGAUGAUCCAUAAACGGAGCGGGAUUUGUCCCAACAAAUGUUUGUCAUUGUGUAAUCUGAAUUCAGCCAAAGACGGAUUGAGUAACUUGGCUACAGUCACUUUGUUUUACUCACUUCUCCUGUUCUCUUGAUUUAACAAAAGAUGCAACUCAUCAUUCAUUUGAUUUAUCGUUCGGUUGGCUUUUCUUUUCCUAUCCAAAUUGUAUUGGUACUGUCCAAAGUUGACUAAAAGAAAUGAAAUAAAAAUGAAUGUGUUUUCUUUUUUUCUAUAAAGAAAAUAAUUUACCAGGUAUUCUGCAAAUGCACUAUGUAACAUAUUUAAUAUCUUCAUAUGAUUGUUAAUAGUGAAAUGAAUGCUGUCCAAAGUGUGGCCAUAACAUAAAAAAAUUUGCAAGCCGGCAUGUUGAGUCUGUAACGGACCUGAACGUUGACUAUAUUUGUGUUCAUCUAUGACUCACAGAUAAAGAGUCGGACAUGUGAAUGAGUGAUUUAUCCAUUUCACUUACGUAUGUUUCUUUUCUAUUUCAAAACAAUGUCAACUUCUUUUGUAAGUGCACAUUUUCACUUUCUAUUUUCUGUACUGUAAAGCAAUAAAUU
Messenger RNA from Pungitius pungitius (ninespine stickleback), 3599 nucleotides. It is a transcript of the gene abhd13, whose product is annotated as abhydrolase domain containing 13. The transcript is spliced from 2 exons. The record is from RefSeq and is a predicted model, not a curated record. Bases 295 to 1350 code for a protein of 351 amino acids. Gene Ontology annotation, molecular function: palmitoyl-(protein) hydrolase activity. Gene Ontology annotation, cellular component: membrane. NCBI's taxonomy places the organism in Eukaryota, Metazoa, Chordata, Actinopteri, Perciformes, Gasterosteidae.